Messenger RNA from Plasmodium berghei ANKA, 855 nucleotides. RefSeq names its product MSP7-like protein. The transcript has a single exon. The record is from RefSeq and is a predicted model, not a curated record. Bases 1 to 855 code for a protein of 284 amino acids. Lineage: Eukaryota; Apicomplexa; Aconoidasida; Haemosporida; Plasmodiidae.
AUGAAAGUUAAUAAAUAUCUUUCCCCUUUAGUAGUAUUAGCCUUAUAUUCCGCUGUAGUUUGUGACUCAUCAGAUUCGACUAUAAAUAUCAACAACAUUGACAUACCUAACGAUUCAAAUGACAUAAGCAAAAUCGAUUCAAAUGACAUAAGCAAAAUCGAUUCAAAUGACAUAAGCAAAAUCGAUUCAAAUGACAUAAACAAAAUCGAUUCAAAUGACAUAAGCAAAAUCGAUUCAAAUAAUGAUUUACCAAAUGAAAAGAUAAAUAACGAAUAUGAGGGUGAAAAUAAUGAAUGUAAAUGUUGUGAUAAAAAAAAUUGUGAUAAUUCAAAAUCAGAAAAGGAAUGUUCAUCUAAUGAUGAAGAAAAUGAAACCUUAACAGAUAAUAAUGACGAAACUGAACAAAAUGAAGAUGCAGAAAACAAUGAUAUAUAUGAUACAGAAGAUGGUGUAAUAAAUAUACUAAGCCCAAACUAUACAAACGAUUUUUAUAACGCUGUUAUUGCAAGUUUAAAUGAAAAUGAUAAAAAUGGAAAUUAUAAAAAUAAAUAUGAAGAUUUUAAAAAUAAAUAUGAUAAUGUUAUAGCUAUUAAUGAGAAAGAAUUUGAAAUAUUCUCAAAAUUAGUUGAAGUAUUUAUGAAAAAUCAUCAUGAUUUUAAUUUAAAUUCAAACUUUUUAUAUGAACUACUUACAAAAGCACUUUCGGAUCAAAAUUUUAAAACUGAAUUUAAAGAAUUUAUGAAUAAUAUGUAUAAUUUUGUUAAAAAAAAUCAAGAAGGAAAAGUCAUGACCGAUAAUGAUAAAAUGUACAUGGCAUUGUUUGAAAAUGUUUUGUCCUUACUUAAUUCUAUGUAA